Messenger RNA from Heterobasidion irregulare TC 32-1, 267 nucleotides. RefSeq lists its product as uncharacterized. The record is from RefSeq and is a predicted model, not a curated record. The transcript has 2 exons. NCBI's taxonomy places the organism in Eukaryota, Fungi, Basidiomycota, Agaricomycetes, Russulales, Bondarzewiaceae. Bases 1 to 267 code for a protein of 88 amino acids.
AUGACGCGUAUCCGACCGCGGAAUGGAACACGACCUGCAUCUCGGCGACAGCUAUAUAGGCGCGCUAUCCCCGCCCCUUCUUCGACGCUCGAGGCCGCCACGGCGCACCGCCGCGCUGGCCUCCUGGGGAAGGCCGUGCAGAGUGCGCUUGUGCGUCUGCAGAUCCCGGAGGCGGAGGCAGAUCGAUGUGCAGCCUGCGACGACGACGAUGGGCGCCGCCUCCGAGAUUUCGCGAUAAAGGCCGAGCGAGGCUCUGGCCUCGUGUGA